AUGUCAACCCAAAGCGUCAAGGUGAAUGCGCGGGGCGAGGUGCUGCAGAUCCGAUCGCCGGCAGAGUUCUUCGCGGAGAAUCAAAACAUUGCCGGCUUCGACAAUCCGGGGAAAUGCCUAUAUACGACGAUCCGUGAACUCGUGGAGAAUUCCCUCGAUGCCGCUGAGUCCAUCGGUGUCUUGCCGCAAAUUGACGUGACCAUUACCGAAAUGGACGAAGCAGCGUUUAAUACGUCACGAGAUAUUCAAGUCACAACUCGGUUUGACAAAGACCUGUACAGUGAUCCCAAAGAGAAAAAGCGAAAGCAGCCCCCCUCCGCUGUCGUGAACGAGAUGAAACAAGCCGAAUCUGACGAGUACGACGACGACGCCCCAUUGAAACCAAAAAAGAAACUCAAGUACGACGAAGACGCCCCAUUGAAACCAAGAAAAACAGUCAAAUCGGCUGGCACUUCACCCACGACGCCAUCAACAGCAACAGUUGCUGCCCCGUCGCCGAAGCAAAACGCCGCACCAGUUAACCGCAAUGCGAUUAUGUACUACAAGAUCGAGGUCAAGGACAAUGGGUGUGGCAUGGCGCACGCGCAAAUCCCAAACAUGCUAGGACGAGUGCUGGCCGGAAGUAAAUACGGUGUUCGGCAGACGCGGGGCAAGUUUGGCUUGGGCGCGAAAAUGGCACGAACGUGCGCGUUAAUUUGGUCCAAGAAAAGCACUGGGAUGCCGAUCACGGUGCGGUCGGCCCACAUGUCCAAGGCGAACACCAUGCCCAAGCACGUGUCGUUCUGUAAACUUGACAUUGACAUCUUCAAGAACGAGCCAAACGUCCUCGAGCACUACAAGUCGAGAAAUAUCGAGGAGAUGACGGGCACGGAAUUGACGGUCACCGUGGGCGGCAACUGGACCACCUAUCGCUCUCGCAUUGUGCACUACUUUCAGCAGCUCGCGAUCAUUACCCCAUAUGCGCAAUUGGAGUUGAGUUUCAUCAAAGGCAAACACAAGGAAUUCACGAUGCGCUACGAUCGCCGGUCGGACCAAAUGCCCCCCACGGCCCAGCAAGUACAGCACCAUCCGCUCGCGCUCAACGACUUGCUCUUGGCACAACUGAUGGAACACUCAAAGCAGCGAACAUUGCAUGGGUUUUUAUGCCAUGACCUGGCCGCAGUGGAUGCCAAUUUGGCGACUCGGAUUGUGAACGAACUGGACACACCGUUUACCCUUGACAUGGACAUUCAUACGCUGACAUCGAAUCAUAUUCACCAAGUGGUGCGGUUGCUCAAGGAAAUGCACUUCAACGUACCAGAUGGCCAUUGGCUCAGUCCUGCGGGGGAAUACAAUCUACGUUUGGGUAUUUUAAAGGAACUGGAGCCAGACAUGGUGGCAACCCACACGUACAAAACGUCCGAGUUUGAAGGCCAUGCGUUGAUUGUGGAAGCUGCCGUGUCGGUGGGCGGGGCCCCGAUGAAAGAAGGCAUAUCGAUCUAUCGGUUUGCCAAUCGCAUUCCAUUGCUGUUUGAAGCUGGCGGGGACGUGGUGACUCGCACGGCGAACAAGGAUAUCAACUGGACAUAUUACAAGAUGGAUCCAAAACGCGACAAGAUUGGCGUGUUUGUGUCUAUCGUGAGCACGAAAAUUCCGUUCAAAGGCACUGGGAAAGAGUACAUUGGCGACGACAUUCCGGCGAUCAAGGAUGCAGUGAAGCAAUGUUUGCGGCAAUGUUGCAGCCAACUGCGCGUCAAGUUGGUCCAACGCCAUCUCAAGCACGACAAGCAAGAACGCAAGCAAAAACUGCGACGGUACAUUCCCGACGUGACUCGGGCGCUGUUUGGUGUGCUCGAGCGCAUGAACAGCCACCCCAGUCCCUCCACUUCGACUACCGCGGCAACUUUGACUCAGAGCCAAAGGGAAUUUUUGGAGGCCAAGGCGGAAUUGCAAGCGUCGAUUCGUGGUAAAACCCUCUCGGCUGCCAUUUUGGCUGAAAAGUUGCUUGUCGUGGUGAAACGAUGCGAUGACCAAGUGGCGUUGGACUAUGUGGCCAAGCCUUCGGAAAAAACCAAGGCAUGUUUGUCGACGCUGUUCGAUCCACAUGAUGUUUCAGCAUUGACUCUGGCCUCCAUAGUCGUGUGUGUUUGCAGCGUCCGUACCGUUGAAUGCCCGAUCAACGUUGCUCGACCCACCCAUUGCACAUCCCGUGGCGACAUUUCAGUUGUUUUCAGUUGUAAUGAUGGCGGCGGCAACCCCAGUUUGAUGCGUUUUCAGGUGUUGUCAACGCAGUCGGACCGAGCAGAUUCUGGACACAACACCCUUGGCUGGUAACAUUUGUUUUCUUGAAUGCGAAUUGUGUAACAAC
Aphanomyces astaci is the source of this 2347-nucleotide messenger RNA. Its product is annotated as DNA topoisomerase VI, B subunit. Lineage: Eukaryota; Oomycota; Saprolegniomycetes; Saprolegniales; Verrucalvaceae. The coding region runs from base 1 to 2313 and encodes 770 amino acids. Gene Ontology annotation, cellular component: cytosol; small ribosomal subunit. Gene Ontology annotation, biological process: DNA topological change. Gene Ontology annotation, molecular function: DNA binding; DNA topoisomerase type II (double strand cut, ATP-hydrolyzing) activity; ATP binding. The transcript is spliced from 18 exons. The record is from RefSeq and is a predicted model, not a curated record.